GCCGUCAAUGCGCAGGCGCGGCGGCGUCCCGCCCACUCCGGCCUAGCGGCUCUGGGCCUGCGGCGGACGCUGAGGGUUGGAGCCCGGGACGCGGUCGCGGGCGCGCAGCCAGCAGCUCCCGGCCCUUGCCCCCCGGGCCCUGAGUACCGGCCUCGCCCCGAAGGAGGAGCCCGAGGCCUCCGUCCCGGCGGCGAUGCUGCCCCGUCAGCUGCUGGCGCGGCCCGCGUGGUUGUUCCGGUGUCCCCCGGGGCCGCGCGGGGCUUGUGUCCCGGGAGCCGCGGGUUCUUGGGGUCGGCCGGUUGGCCCCCUGGCCCGCAGGGGCUGCUGCUCCGCCCCCGGGACCCCGGAGGUGCCGCUGACCCGGGAGCGCUACCCCGUGCGGCGCUUGCCGUUCUCCACGGUGUCUGAGCAGGACCUGGCCGCCUUUGAGCGCAUCGUGCCCGGCGGGGUCGUCACGGACCCGGAGGCGCUGCAGGCUCCCAACGUGGACUGGAUACGGACGCUGCGAGGCUCUAGCAAGGUGCUGCUGAGGCCACGGACCUCGGAGGAGGUGUCCCACAUCCUUAGGCACUGCCACGAGAGGAACCUGGCCGUGAACCCACAGGGGGGCAACACAGGCAUGGUGGGUGGCAGCAUCCCCGUCUUUGACGAGAUCAUCCUCUCCACUGCCCGCAUGAACAAGGUCCUCAGCUUCCACAGUGUGUCUGGAAUUCUGGUUUGCCAGGCGGGCUGCGUCCUGGAGGAGCUGAGCCACUACGUGGAGGAACGGGACUUCAUCAUGCCGCUGGACUUAGGAGCCAAGGGCAGCUGCCACAUCGGGGGAAACGUGGCAACCAACGCUGGGGGCCUGCGGUUUCUUCGAUACGGCUCACUGCAUGGGACUGUCCUGGGCCUGGAAGUGGUGUUGGCCGACGGCACCAUCCUGGACUGCCUGACCUCCCUGAGGAAGGACAACACGGGCUAUGACCUGAAGCAGCUGUUCAUCGGGUCGGAGGGCACUUUGGGGGUCAUCACUGCGGUGUCCAUCCUGUGUCCACCCAAGCCCAGGGCUGUGAACGUGGCUUUCCUCGGCUGUCCAGGCUUUGCUGAGGUUCUGCAGACCUUCAGCACCUGCAAGGGGAUGCUGGGCGAGAUCCUGUCUGCGUUCGAGUUCAUGGAUGCUGUGUGCAUGCAACUGGUCGUGCGUCAUCUCCACCUGGCCAGCCCGGUACAAGAGAGUCCAUUUUACGUCCUCAUCGAGACUUCAGGCUCCAACGCAGGCCAUGAUGCUGAGAAGCUGGGCAGCUUCCUGGAGCACGCACUGGGCUCCGGCCUGGUGACCGACGGGACCAUGGCCACCGACCAGACGAAAGUCAAGAUGCUGUGGGCCCUGAGGGAAAGGAUCGCAGAGGCGCUGAGCCGAGAGGGCUACGUGUACAAGUACGACCUCUCCCUCCCCGUGGAGCGACUCUACGACAUCGUGACUGACGUGCGCGCCCGCCUUGGCCCACAUGCCAAGCACGUGGUGGGCUACGGCCACCUGGGAAACUUGGCCCUUAUCAGAUCAGAUUUUGGAAACUUGAUCCGUGGCCAGCUUGUCAUCAGCUUUCAUAACCGUGGAGUGCUUGAAAACACUGUGCUCUCUGCAGUUGGUGGAAUCAGUGUUUGUACAGAUCCAUCAGAUAAAACGUGUACGUUGUGUGCUCAUUCUGCAUCCUGCUGACCUGCCACUCCCUGAGGGAGGUGUUAGAAAUCCGCUGACAACAGACUCAUCUGUUCCUCCUGUAGCUUUGCCAGUGCUGGAGACGUGGUCUUAGGGGCACAGGACAUGAGGUUCAUCUCUUCGUUCUGGGAAACUGAAUCUCUUAUCGUGAUGAACUCACACUUUGUCUCCAGCAUUGCCCGUUGCCUUGGUGUCUGCUUUGUUUAUUACACAGUGAUGCUAACUUUCUUUCAUUUAGUGUUUGCCUCACGUGUUGUUUUUCCUCCUGUUACUUUCAGCUUUUCUAUCCGUAAUGAUUUAGACGUGUUUCUUGUGGACGCCCCCGGACAGGUUUUUCGCGUGCUUGUUUGCCGUCUCGAAUGAGAGUGUUUGGCUGCUGAGCAGGUCCUGUGGCGCGUUGUUUGGGUUUGUUUACUUCACCCUGCUCUUGGUCUCUCACUUCUUGUCUGUUUUUUUCCUCUGGUUUUUGCUCUUCUUGUGGUUUAUGUUCUUUGUCAUUUAGCUUUUUGCCAUUUACUAACUGUUGGUGGUCGCCCUAGCAGCAUAGCGGGCGUUUCUAGCCCUCUGGGUUUGAGGUUAAUCAGAGUCACUAUCUUCCUCCCAAACAAUGUGUGAUGGUGAAUUCUCUGUGUCCGCUUGGCUGGGCCCUGGUACCCUCGUUUGGUCCAACUCCAGUCUGGAUGUUUCUGUGAAGGCAUUUUUUACGUGUGAUUAACAUUUAAAUCAGUAGAUGUUGGGUGCCGGAGUGAGUGGGCCUUACCCAGUCAGUCAAAGGCCACAAGCGCAAAGGAAGAGGGGAUUCUGACCCAGAUGGAGACUCGAGCUGCAGCACCAGCUCCUGCUGGGAUCUCCAGCCUGCUGACCUGGACUUCAGAUUUUAGACAUAGCUCCCUCAGUCCCAUGAAUCAGUUCAUUAAAAUCAGUGUCUGUCAUCUACCUGUGUCUCAGUGCGUCGCUCCGUCUUUCUCUGUAUCUUCCUUUAAAUAUGUGUAAUCUCACUCUCUUGCUCGCUCUCUCUGUACACACACAUCCUGCUGGUUCUGCCUCUCUAGGAGCCCUGAUGGCUGCACAGUGUGAGGACUUCAGGCCCCCGUCACUUUGGCUGUCGUUUUCCCCCCAGUUUAUGGUCAGCCCCUGUAUUUGCGGGCUUCACGUCAGAUUCAACCAUAAAAAUAACAAUACAACAAUAAAAAAAAUGCAACAAUAAAAAAUAAA
Molecule: messenger RNA, 2917 nt
Organism: Chlorocebus sabaeus (green monkey)
Lineage: Eukaryota; Metazoa; Chordata; Mammalia; Primates; Cercopithecidae
Source: RefSeq, a predicted model, not a curated record